Zingiber officinale is the source of this 814-nucleotide messenger RNA. Its product is annotated as histone H2A variant 1-like. The transcript is spliced from 3 exons. Lineage: Eukaryota; Viridiplantae; Streptophyta; Magnoliopsida; Zingiberales; Zingiberaceae. The record is from RefSeq and is a predicted model, not a curated record. Gene Ontology annotation, molecular function: structural constituent of chromatin; protein heterodimerization activity; DNA binding. Gene Ontology annotation, cellular component: nucleosome. The coding region runs from base 127 to 537 and encodes 136 amino acids.
GCCUUCGCUCGUUACCUCGCCUUUUAUCUUUAACCCCUCGGUUUUUCGUUUAUCUAUUCCUCCUUCCAGAAUCGCGCUCGCCCUCGAGGUAGCGAAGGCAGGCGAACGAGAAGAGGGAGUUGAGAAAUGGUGGGCAAGGGAGGGAAGGGGCUUCUCGCAGCGAAGACGACGGCGGCGAACAGGGACAAGGAUAAGGACAAGAAGAAGCCAGUCUCCCGAUCUGCGCGUGCUGGGUUGCAGUUUCCUGUUGGCCGUAUUCAUCGGCAGCUGAAGUCAAGGAUUCAAGCAAAUGGCCGUGUCGGUGCCACUGCAGCUGUGUACUCAGCUGCAAUACUAGAGUAUCUAACAGCGGAAGUGUUGGAGCUCGCAGGGAAUGCAAGCAAGGAUCUCAAGGUGAAGCGAAUCACGCCGCGCCACCUUCAACUAGCCAUUCGAGGGGAUGAGGAGCUAGACACCCUCAUCAAGGGCACAAUUGCGGGCGGCGGAGUUAUCCCCCACAUCCACAAAUCUCUCAUCAACAAGUCUUCCAAGGAGUGAUGGUAUCAUUUAUAUUAGACAUGUAUGUUUGUACUACUAGCUAGAUCAGUGUUUUAUAACUCGUAUUCUGAACUUUAAUUAGGUGGUUUGGGAGUCUCAACUGUUCAUCCUCUAGUAGAUUUGUUGGAUGUAGGAAAUUCCAGACCUUGUGUUUAUUGUGUGUAGGUAUUAUGUUGUUAUGGAACUUGCAUUAACUUCGACGAUCAUGUUACAAGAUUCCCGUAUGAUCUCAUGCUACAAUAAAUAAAAGAUGGUCUGAUGUACGAAACUUCUGUUA